Messenger RNA from Mucor velutinosus, 2088 nucleotides. RefSeq lists its product as uncharacterized. Gene Ontology annotation, molecular function: microtubule binding. Gene Ontology annotation, cellular component: cell cortex; mating projection tip; spindle pole body. The coding region runs from base 1 to 2088 and encodes 695 amino acids. Lineage: Eukaryota; Fungi; Mucoromycota; Mucoromycetes; Mucorales; Mucoraceae. The record is from RefSeq and is a predicted model, not a curated record. Gene Ontology annotation, biological process: establishment of spindle localization; nuclear migration along microtubule; mitotic spindle orientation checkpoint signaling. The transcript has a single exon.
AUGAUAACAUCAGAAUCGAUCCAAACAACUGAAGCAAACGACAUAUUCGAUCCACUCUAUCAGAUACAGAUACCAGAAAAGGAAUUGAACAAUCUGUUUUCACCCUCGCUUUCCCCUGAACAACGAGUAAAUGACUUCCAAGCUGUUACCAAGCGUAUUACCCACUGGCUAGAGACGGCUCAUAUGAUUGCCUUUAGCAUUGAACAGAGCGUCAAACGAGGCGACAUGGAGUCCUAUUCAGUCGAGCCUCUGCAACUUGCUUGCAAUAAGAUGCAUCCAUUGAUUCCGCUGCUGACGGAAUGCAUAGACGAACAAGACGAACUGGAGCACUACAGAUUACCAGUAACCAAGAUUCAGUCGGAAUGGUCUGGCCUGCAACAUUUUAUAUCAUUCGUUAAAACUUUGAUUGAAGGAGCCAACGAGAAGCACAUGUUGAGGACUAUGAUGGAGGAUAUUUUGAUACAAGUGGAUGAUUUGUCCAUGAUGAUCUUCCAGUUUCAAGAGAAACGACACUCUGAUCCUGAAAAGAAAGAAGACAGCAUCUUGCUGGACAUUGACAAUCGCGUAGGACCUUUAUUCACCAAUGUGGAGAAAGUGUACACCAGAAUGACGUCUUCCAACCCACCUGAGGACACCACGGGACUCUUGACUCGCAAACACUUACUGGUUCAGGAACGCUGGGAGUCGUUGCGCAUUGAGAUUGAUGAACUCAAGAUUGAACUCAAAGAAGAUCGUUGGCUUGUAGUGUUUCGGCAGGUGGCUGACCAGGUGGAUGAUAUGAUGAAUGGACUCGACAAAACAGUUACGCAGUGUUACACGAUGAUACAACAGAUUAAAGACGGCCACGGCAUAGUGACAAGCUCGUCCUCCACCACAUCCUCCUCUUCCUCGAAUCAUACAUCCAGCACCACCAGCACCACCACAGAUGCUCGCACGAAACUUCGCUCGGUCGAAAAGAAUUUUGAAGCAAAAUACAAGUACUAUACGCCUAGUAUCACCAAAAUGUUACUGAUGCUAGGCAACGGCAUUGCGGCACGUGUAUCCCGAAACGUUGCAACUCUACAACGUCAUGAGGCCAUGCUGGCAAGAUGGAAUACACUCAAAUCAACAAUGGAUCAGCUACGUAAAAGAGAUUUGCCUGAUAUAGUUGUGGUUGAACCCACGUUGUCGGAUAAUACUCAUUGUUGGUCACGACUUAGUGAUCGUAGUGAUAGUACAACAGGCAGCAGCAAUUGGAAAGAUUUAAUUUCAAGUGCAACAGGGGGAGCCGCAACACCAACCUCUACUUCAAGAUUCUUACAUAAUAAGCCAUCAUCGCCAUCACUUCAUUUCGAAGACGACAGAUCAAAGAGCCCGUUCAAAUUCAACCAUCACAGCCCAAGUCCAUUGUUUAUGGAGGAGAAAGUAAGGCAAUAUAGAGGUACUUCACCCAACGGCAAGCGAACAACAAGCCCUUCGUUUUACGCUCGUGAGAGUUUCAAUUCAGUUGGCAGUGCCCUGAGACCCCAAUCUAUCAGUCCAUCUCACAGCAGAGAAGACGAUAUGAUAUCAACAAAAGAUUUUAGGUCCCAAAACAAUAACAGCAGACAACAAACAACCAACAUCAAUACCACUAGUAGAAGCAUCACGCCGAGCAUACGUCGCAGCGGCACUCCCUCCAUGAUACCAAGGCCCAAAACACCUACAUCCAAUGCAUUGAGACCGAGAUCUAGUAUGGCUCGUAUCACAAAUAUGGCUAGAUCAGAAUCCCCCUUCAGAUCAUCUACUAGCAGCACUGCACUGCAUACCACUACCAGCACAGCGACAGCUUAUAGGCCCGAUCCCAAAGAUCCAUUGGAUAAAGAAGUCGCCCUGAUUGUGAACCGUAGCCCCAUUCCUAUCCAAUGCUCCAAAAAAGCAGGUACUGCCGAUGGACGAUAUUAUUUUGGUAAUGAAUUAACACCAUCGCUGGGAGGUGGUAAAAAGAUUUAUACUUGUAAAUUGAUGACUUAUGAAAAUAGCGGACGAAACAAAGUAUUGAUUCGUGUUGGUGGUGGAUGGCAAGAUUUAGAAAUCUUUCUGCUUGAACACAUGAACCUGAUUGGAUAA